This is a messenger RNA of Solea solea (common sole), 2778 nucleotides long. It is a transcript of the gene sfrp2, whose product is annotated as secreted frizzled-related protein 2. Gene Ontology annotation, molecular function: Wnt-protein binding. The transcript has 3 exons. The coding region runs from base 111 to 998 and encodes 295 amino acids. The record is from RefSeq and is a predicted model, not a curated record. Gene Ontology annotation, biological process: negative regulation of canonical Wnt signaling pathway; non-canonical Wnt signaling pathway; canonical Wnt signaling pathway. NCBI's taxonomy places the organism in Eukaryota, Metazoa, Chordata, Actinopteri, Pleuronectiformes, Soleidae.
GUUUCACUGGGGGGCUGGCCACAGACAGAAGCUCCAUCCAUCCACGCAGACUCACGCUCCACAAAGUCUGAGUGAGCGCAUAUUUUUUACAACUUUUACGCGCAGCCAAAAUGAGCGUCUUUACUUCAAACGUGGCAUUGCUGUGGCUGAUAACAAUACCCUGCCUGGAGGCCAUUCACGGAUUAUACAAUUUUGGCCAGCAUGACUUAUUCUACAAAAAGAAUCACUGCAAACCAAUCCCCGCAAACCUGCUCCUGUGCCACGACAUAGAGUACACGGAGAUGCGCCUCCCGAACCUGCUCGGACACGAAACCAUGAAUGAAGUUCUGCAGCAAGCUUCGUCGUGGAUCCCGCUGGUCCAGAAACAAUGUCACCCCGACACAAGAAAGUUCCUCUGCUCCCUCUUUGCUCCGGUGUGUCUGGAUGAUCUGGAUGAGCCCAUACAGCCGUGCAGGUCUCUGUGCGAGAGCGUCAAACACGGCUGCGCGCCCGUCAUGUCCGCGUUUGGCUUCCCGUGGCCGAAGAUGCUGGACUGCGACCGCUUCCCCUUAGACAACGACCUUUGCAUACCGCCUGCAGGCAUGGACAACUUUGUGCCAGCCACGAAAGAAGUGCCCAGAGUGUGUGAUGCUUGCAAGGAAACCGAUGAGAACGACAACGAAAUUGUUGACAACCUGUGUAAGAAUGACUUUGCUCUGAAGAUCAAGGUCAAGGAGAUCUCCUACAUCAACGGGGACACCAAGAUAGUGCCAGAGACCAAGAGCAAGACCAUCUACAAGCUGAAAGGCGUGACAGAGCAUGACCUGAGGAAGACGGUGCUGUGGCUAAAGGACGGCCUGCAGUGUAUCUGCGAGGAGAUGAACGACAUCAACGCCGCCUACCUGGUCAUGGGCCAGAAGCUGGACGGCCAUCUGGUCAUCACCUCGCUGAAGCGCUGGCAGAAGGGACAGCGCGAGUUUAAGAGGAUUUCUCGCAGCAUCCGCAAGCUCCAGUGUUAGAAAGGAAAUGAAACAAAAAAAAACCAACUGCAUGUGUUACUGUUGAAGAUAAGGUUUGGUAGAGCUCUUUCCCCAUUCAUACUUUCAUGAAGAUUAGCCCCCGGAAAGAAAAAUGCUUCCCUGGCCUUUGAAAACACAUCACUUCAUGUGUCUUUCAUUAGUUUAUUCUGUGAAAUGUUAGGUUAAAAAAAAAAAAAAAAAAAAAAAAAAAAGGUAUUAUGAGGCAUUAUAAGUCGAGGUGAACAAGAUAACGUCCAUUUAUUUGAGCCCACAACUGUAAAUCGUAUGUUUUUGAAGGUUUUGUGUAACAUUUUAUUUACCAACUUUGUUGCUCAACAGUGUUAUAUCCGGUUUAGACAUAGACUACUUUUACUUAGACAGCAAAAUUCCAAUAUUAAUGUAAUUUAGGCAGUUAUCGGCAUGAAAGCAGAAUUUUCUGAUUUCCUAAACCCAUAUAAGGUCACAGAAUCAGCAAUAACCGGUUUGUGAGGUGGAAUUUUCUGAUUUUGGCAUUAUACAGUACUGUGCCAAAGUCUUAGGCCACCAUUAGACAUGUUGUUAAUGCAACUUUAUGAUGAUAGAGAUGAUACAGUCUCAUCAUCUCAUUUGACAAAUCUCUGCAGUGAACAAAAAGGUCUGUUCAAGACAUGCUUGACCGUUACAUUUAUACACAUGACUCAUUAAUGAAGAUGUGAGUCAUAGUCUGUUUAUUUUCUGGAACAUGUACACUAAACAGGAAUAUGAAUGGAUUAUUCUGUUCAUGGACUGAAACAACGUUCUUUUAAGAAUUAGGUAAAAAAUUGGGUUGGUGUCAAGGGGGAAAAACAUCACAGACGCAAAUGGAAACAGACAGUAUUGUUAGUUUUUAACUUUCAGCCAAAGACUAAAUGUUCAUUUUGCACUAAAGGAACCCACUCACUACCACCACCUAGUGGCCACUUGUCAGGUGUCACCCCAUACCCCCGCCAUCUUUGCUGUCACCUCAUUAAUUGCAGUUAAUUGCUAGGAUUGUUAGGAUUAAAUUUAGCUUCAAGGUUCAAGUGCAGGAUUGAAGAUGACUGACUCUGAUGAUCAUUGGCACAUGUGGCUUCCUGUGACAUAUAAAGUUUAUAAAGUGACUUUAUCACACCUACAUAUACUUUUUUUAUAUAUAUAUUUUUGUGGAGUUAGAAAGAAAUGUGUGUCUAACUUUUAUUCAAGGAGGCCUCCCACAGUGUUAACUCCUAUUCAAAACAUAUCUGUGCUACAAGAAAGACUCCACAAUUAAAUCAUUUGCUUUAUUAAAGAGCUCCGAUAACGUAACUUAGGGACAUUAAAACCUUGCCGAACUAGGAAUUAGGAUCAUUUUUAAACACUACUCUCUGCCCUGAUGAUUCUGUAGUGGUUUUGUGAGUUGAAUCUGAAUCUGUGUCACUCAUGUCAGUGCUGUGAUGGAUCACAAAAAGUUUUAUAUUCGUAUCCCCACCUUUUCUUCAUCCAAAAGAAAUGAGAGAUAGCUGGCUAUAUUCUCUUUUUUGUACUUCAGCCACUGCGUACUUUUCUACCACAGUAUGAUAAAAGCAAUAUUUUUCUACUCCUGACCUUCAUGUCAUUUAAACUUAUGUAAUGUUUUGGUUUGUUUGAGUGUCACAGUGUUUCGUUUUGUUUUUAUGGUGAAUAUCUUGAGUGUUGAUUGAUGGGUGUGUGUUUGAAAAAAAGUGUUACUGUGUAAAUAUCUAAUACUAUCCUUUGUAUUAUUGUAUGUUUUCCAUUAAGUAAAAGUUGCCAUGUUUAAAAAAGU